UCAAACGCGCGUCUGUAGCAUUCGCAUGGGUGCACACAGGGGACGACAAGAAAAUUAAAUAAAUAAAAUAUCUAUGUGUUUAUUCAGUGUAAACAUUGAGGAUACAUUUAAAUUUUGUUGUCAAAAUUACGCGCCAAAAGUUUGAAGCACAGAUAAAUAAUGAAUAGUUUAAAUGUUAUUGCUAAUAAAUUUCUUGGCUACGUUCAGUCUAGUGGAUCGUGGAACCCAUGGAUUAAAUGGGUUUUGCGCUUUUUCGCAUUAUCCCAGGCCAUCUCACCAGCUGGAUGGCCCAGUUCCUACAAUUUGAAAGAUGGUGAUUCGUUUGACUUCAUAGUGGUAGGGUCGGGGUCCGCUGGUGCGAUAGUAGCGGCGCGGCUCAGCGAGGUCUACCAUUGGCGGGUCUUGCUGUUGGAAGCUGGUGGGGACCCACCCUUUGCGAGCGUGGUUCCGAGCUUGUUUGCAAUACUUGCACAGACAAAAUAUGACUGGAACUAUAAGGGUUACCUCGACCCAGGUGUUGGUCAAUCACAUCCGGGGGGAUAUAUACCCAUAUCGAGGGGAAAAAUGUUAGGAGGUUGCUCGUCUAAUAAUUAUGAGAUCUACGCCAGAGGCGUUCCAGAAGACUUCGAAGAAUGGGGGAAAGUAGCACCAGGAUGGAAUUGGGACUCUUCACUUUAUUAUUACAAAAAACUAGAAGGAAUGACUGACCCUUCCGUCCUAGAGAAUCCUAGAAACGCCUAUCUUCAUUCAACAACUGGACCCGUUGCUGUAUCCAGGCCUGAUAGUAAUUUAUACUUUCAAAAAGUAGAUGAAAUUGUAUUAAAUUCAUUUGAAGAGUUAGGCGUAAAAAGAGUCUUAGAAAACAAUGGACCAGAUAUAUUUGGAAUAGCACGACCACAUUUUACUUUUGCAAAUGGCAGGCGCUCAAGUACGGCUGAAGCUUAUCUGAGACCCGCAAAAGACAGGAGUAACCUUUUUGUUACGAAAUUUGCCAGGGUAAUUAAAGUCCUAAUAGAUCCACAGACAUCCCAAGCUUACGGUGUCCGUGUUAUUUUAAACUCUGGAGAAAUUGUAAAUGUAAAUGCUAGAAAAGAAGUUAUCGUUUCAGCCGGAUCGAUUGAUACACCAAAACUUUUAAUGCUGUCUGGAGUUGGCCCCCAAGAAGUACUGGAGAAAUUUGAUAUUAACGUCAUUGCUGAUCUCCCUGUUGGCAAAAAUUUGCAGGAUCACUCAAUUACUCCUAUCGCAUUCACAGGGCGGAAAGGUCUAGGGACGGCUGUGCAAAAUGUACUCGUUGCUACUGAAUUAGAUUCCUAUCCUACUCCAAUACAAUGUGGCUUUUUCAAACUUAAUCAAUCUUAUUCAAAUCAAUACCAAUAUCGAUAUGAUUAUGAAAGAGAAAAGCCACAAUUUCAAAUUUUUAAUAUCCACAUGGGCGCUACAUUAUCUCUUGGUGUAUAUCACGGAUGUACCACUAUAACUAAUUACGACAGUGGAAUAUGUUCAGCUUUGAGCAAAGCAAAUAUUUAUCGAGAGAUAGACCAUACUCUGCUUGUACAUUUGCAUCCCUUAUCAAGAGGACAAGUUAGUAUAAGGAGCAGUAAUCCCUUGGACGAUCCGUUAAUCGAGAUGGGCUAUUUUAGGAAUCCUCAGGAUGUAUACAAUGCGGUGGAAGGUAUAAAGUAUAUAGCACGGUUAGCAGACACCUCAUUUUAUAGAGAUGUAGGUGGUGAGGUAAUCAAAUUUGACGUAAAAGGUUGUGAAGGAUUGUUAUGGGGUUCGGAUGAAUAUUGGAAAUGUUAUGUCGUCAAUACCGUGAGCUCUUUACUGCAUCCUGUAGGAACCUGUCGUAUGGGACCAGGAGGAGUGGUCGAUGAGAGAUUAAAAGUAUACAAUAUAAACGGACUGAGAGUUGUGGAUGCUUCUAUUAUGCCAGAAAUAUCGAGUGGAAAUACUAACGCACCUACAAUGAUGAUUGGAGAAAAGGCAGCGGAUAUCAUAAAAGAAGAUUACGGCGUGUUAAAUGUCAUCGACGAAUACAAUAACAUUAAUUAAUGGUGCUUUUAAUUGUUUAAUGUGGGGAGUAGCGUGUACCAAAUUGCCGGUAAUUGUGUGAAAUUGCGUAGCCUUUGAAAUGAUAACACUUUGUUGUUAAACUGGAACAAGGCUCUUUAUUUGUUAUUAAUUUCUGUUAUGUAUUGUCACAGUAGGUCAAAAGUUAUAUAAGUAUCAUAUUUAACGAACCGUAAAUAACACAGAAUUAGGUAUUUUGUUUAAGUAGUGUGUGAUGUUAUUUUUAGUUAAUAAUUUGGUUUUCUAAAAACAUUUAAUUAUAUUAAUAUUAUGUAUUAAGUAAAGUUAAGCAGAGUUCAUUUUAACGGUCAGUAGUUAAUGUGUGCCAUUUUUUGUAUUGAUAAGAUUGUUAUUUCCUUAGUAUUAUUUUUUCAUAAUUUUCUUUCUUUUUUGUUAAAUUUGCGCUUAGGAUUAUUCACGUACGUUUUUAGUCUCACCAGUUUUUUCUUUAAAUAAUAGUACAUUGUAAUAU
Zerene cesonia (dogface butterfly) is the source of this 2545-nucleotide messenger RNA. Its product is annotated as glucose dehydrogenase [FAD, quinone]-like. The coding region runs from base 160 to 2055 and encodes 631 amino acids. The transcript has 3 exons. Gene Ontology annotation, molecular function: oxidoreductase activity, acting on CH-OH group of donors; flavin adenine dinucleotide binding. The record is from RefSeq and is a predicted model, not a curated record. Lineage: Eukaryota; Metazoa; Arthropoda; Insecta; Lepidoptera; Pieridae.